Molecule: messenger RNA, 817 nt
Organism: Ziziphus jujuba (common jujube)
Lineage: Eukaryota; Viridiplantae; Streptophyta; Magnoliopsida; Rosales; Rhamnaceae
Exons: 2
Coding region: 51-584 (177 amino acids)
Source: RefSeq, a predicted model, not a curated record
AUUAAAAAUUAAAAAAGUACUCUUCGGUCAAACAAGUCUGAUGGCAAAAAAUGGUGGGGGGAGGAGAUACAGGGAAGAUGAUUGCAGUGGGACUGGUUUGGGGAGCCACCAACGCCGUAAUGCGGCGGGGCACAAUUCUUUGGGACCAAGCCCUCCAAUCUUCGCGCCGGAACGAUCCGAACCUCCGGCCAUUUGACCGGCUGAAGGUGACCAUCAUCGAUUGGAUCAAGCUCCUCUUAAUCUGGCAGUACUCGGUCCCGUUCUUGAUCAAUCUCUCAGCCUCCGCUACUUUCUUCGCCAUUCUCAGCCACACCCCAAUCUCGCUAGCAGUGCCAGUCACCAACGCCACAACCUUUGCCGCCACUGCCGUUGUGGGUGUGCUCUUGGGGGAGGAAACUCAUCUGGGUUUCGCUUUCUCUGGAAUUGAAGUAAUUGGAUGUUUGGACGUAGAGAAAGUUUUGAAAAAUGUCAAGGAUUUUGUGAGCGUUUCGAUGCUUCCGAAUAAGAAAGCUCUCUUUGAUUUGACAGCAGACCAUGCAAAACACAAGUAUGCUAGACUGGUUAUGAUCUCUCAUCAUGUGUGAUAAUCAACUGCACCUAUUGAUACCAAAUUAACUAGUUAGACCAGCAUCUUUACUCAUAUAUAUGCAGCAUUUGAAUUUGGACCUUGUUCUCUCAGUAAUGUAAAAUGUUCUCCUUGUCUUAUACUCUUAUUAUUGCUAUAUAAUAUUUUUGAGUCUGGAAUGGAAAUUUGUGCUCGCAACAAUAAAUUCAGAGAAAAAAAAAAAAAUGAAAAUUUUCAACCUUAGCUGAACAA